AUUUGGGUGUAUGAAGCAUUUGUGCCGAAUUUGGUCCAGUGAAUGAAAAUACAUCCUGCAUAUCAGACAACGGAAAUAAUGUGAUGGCUGGGGGUCACCAAAACAUAAGGAAUUUUUUGUGUGUGUGUCAGGAGCAACCAGCGUUGCUUCUGGAGUGAGAGAGAGAAUUGGCCGUCUGCAAGGACGUUGCCCAGGGGAUGUUUUUGUGGGAGGCUUCUCUCAUGUCCCCGCAUGGAGCUGGAGCUGAUAGAGGGAGCUCAUCCGCGCUCCCCCCGGGUGGGAUUCGAACCAGGCAGCCUUCAGGUCUGCAACCCAACCUUCAAGUCCGGAGGCUUUUAUCCCCUAGGCCAUCGGAGGCUCCUAUAAGGAAGUGUAUGUAGGGGUGAGGAAGGUAGAGGUCGAGGUGGAAGGGCUGAGUGGCGGGGCGGUGGGCGAGGGAGGAGACCCAGCGGCGCCUGGGACAUAAUAUCCUGAGGCCGCCCCGCUCGCCUUGGCCUCCCCGCCCUUUCCCUCUUCUUCUUCUUCUUCUCAUCUCAAAAGGAGGAGAAAGAGGAGGGAGGCGGGGAGGAGACGGGAAAGGAGCAACGCGGAGAAGUGAAGCCGGUCGCGGCUUGUCCAGAAGCAGAACUUUCUCCCAUCCCCAAAGGACGCCAAGCCGUGGAGGAUUCAACGAGGAAGGGCCCUCUUUCCCCUUUGUUGUGUUUUGCUUGGUUCUCUUCUCCCCGGGCCGAUGUUGGUGCUGGCGGCGCUGCUCUUUCUGGGCUGGACUCCGGGCUCGGCGUGGGGGGCGUCGUGCGAGCCGGUGCGGCUCCCGCUCUGCCAGUCGCUGCCCUGGAACAUGACCAAGAUGCCCAACCACCUGCACCACAGCACCCAGGCCAACGCCAUCCUGGCCAUCGAGCAGUUCGAGGGCCUGCUGGGCAUCCACUGCAGCGCCGACCUGCUCUUCUUCCUCUGCGCCAUGUACGCGCCCAUCUGCACCAUCGACUUCCAGCACGAGCCCAUCAAGCCCUGCAAGUCGGUCUGCGAGCGGGCGCGGGCCGGCUGCGAGCCCGUCCUCCGCAAGUACGGCCACGCCUGGCCCGACAGCCUGGCCUGCGACGAGCUGCCCGUCUACGACCGCGGCGUCUGCAUCUCCCCGGAGGCCAUCGUCACCGCCGAGGGGGCCGAUUUCCCUAUGGAUUCUAAUAAUGGCAACUGUAGAGGCUCCAGCGCUGAGCGCUGCAAAUGCAAGCCUAUAAAAGCUACCCAGAAGACUUAUCUCCGGAAUAAUUACAACUAUGUCAUUCGGGCUAAAGUGAAGGAAGUGAAGACCAAAUGUCAUGAUGUCACUGCAGUCGUUGAAGUAAAGGAGAUUCUAAAAUCUUCCUUGGUGAACAUUCCCAGGGACACUGUUAACCUGUACACAAACUCUGGGUGCCUGUGCCCACCUCUCAAUGCAAAUGAAGAAUAUAUCAUCAUGGGUUAUGAAGAUGAAGAACGCUCCAGAUUACUCUUGGUGGAAGGCUCCAUAGCUGAGAAAUGGAAAGAUCGUCUUGGUAAAAAAGUGAAGCGCUGGGAUCAGAAACUCCGUCAUCCCGGUAAAGGCAGAAAUGAACCUGGACAAAGUGAUUCAGCUCCAAAAUCUGGCCGGACCACCAAUCCACGACAAAGGCGCAAUUAGACAAAUGAUGGCAUGUGUCGGGAAAAGGAAAGAAACCAAGUAAAAUAUUCCACAGACUUGUGUAAAUUAAAGACUUGCCUUGAUGGAGCAGCAAAGAAGAAAUUGCACUAUUGCGUGUUGCGUUGUAUUGUUUACUAUGAGAUCCGGUUGUAGCCAAUAUUAGUCUUAUUUCCCUUGUGUUUUUCUGGCCCUUUGAUAUCUGCAGGAGUAGAAGCACUCAGAAAAAAACAAUAUGUUAUGUCCACAGAUGUUUGUAGAUCACAUCUAUCUAUCUGUUGGUUGGUGGGCUUGUUUAUUCGCAUACAAGAUAGGGUCAGCUGAUGCCAUGGUAAUGGUUUCUUGAGAGUUACUCCAUUCCAAAAAUCUAUGCACCCUUUGAGCAAACAGAUCUCUGGCCCAUGCAAAAUGCCCCAUUAGGAGUGACAUUAUCUAUGCAUAGACAGGAAGGCAGGUAUAUAAAUAACUUAUGUGCAAGGUAAAAGAUUUGCGAAAUUAGUAGCUACAUAGGGGCAAAUUAACUUAUUGCCUCCCUAAAUUACAAUCAGCCCAAGAAUAAUAUAAAGCCAUUUUUGCUCUUCCAACCCAAAUAUAAUGUUUGGAAAGCCAUCCUUGUUGACAGUAUUUCAGUGGUCUACACAUAUGCGUUCCAAUGUCAAUCUUCCGUAGUUCGCUGGCAUACAAUCUGGGAAUCCGAUGCAUGAUUCAGAUUUAGGAACUGCAGGGAAGACAGGCAAGGAUAUGCUCUUCCUUUACCCCACAAUAUAGUCUACAUUUGGGGUUUUGGAAAACAAUCUGAAUUGCUUCUUUGUUGUCGCAAAGCUCAGGCUCAAGUGUGCUUUCAGAAUUUUUUCCCCUAUCUAAAAAAUGCUAUGCCUAAUAUAUGUACAAAUUAACAAAUACAGUGCAGAGGAUUUAACAGUGGCGGGAAAUAAACAUUUUGCAAUCUACCAAGGCUAUUUCAAAAAUGAGGGAAAGGAGUCUACGGGUGUAACCGUUUCUGCAUUUUGUCAUUAAAAUGUGCAGGAUGGAGAUUUUGUUGCCCUCAAAGUGCACUCUCCCCUCCCUCCCUCCUGACGGCCCUGCACCCUCCAUUAAAACCCUUGUUGGCAGUAUGGAAAAAGGAUUAUACAAAGAGAUUAUACCAAGAGCUCAGUGCCUAUCGGAGUGGGCCUGUUAAAUGUCGAUUCCUCCUCAAUAAACCACUUGUAUUAAAUUCUAGCUUUAAAACAUUAACCAUGGCAAAUACCGCACAGAGGCCUUGCUUCUGAAUGCCUUAAUCCUUGUGGGAAAGGUCGUAUCGAAUUGUCAAGUCUCGCCAGAAGUUAUGUUGUACUUGCUCUCUGAUAGCAUGUUCCCUUCCCUGCUUCUUUUGUUGUGAUUGUGGAGUCGGAGGAGGAGGAGACAGUCUUCACCCCGGCCUCCUUCUUGGCAUGGGCCUGCACUUUGUCAUUUCAUCGGUGUCACUCGGAUUGUGUUUCAGUGCCUCCAUUCAACCGCAGGGCUUGAUGGUCAGUACUGGGGGACGUAGAAUGAAAAAACUGCCCGCCGCCGCUUAAAAAGUUACAGCCAUACUCUAUGCAACGUGCCUCACAAAAAGGAACUGCAACAGUAAACAGAGACUUUAUCCUGAAGAAUUUUGUUUCUGCAACAAAUGUACAUUUUAUAGUUGAUGAUAUGUAUUUCUAUUCAGAAUAUGCCAGCAGGUCAUCUCGGUACUCACGGAACAGUACCAUUACUUGGAAACUGUAAUUCUGCCUUCUUCCUUUUUAUAAAAAAGUACAGAAAUAUCAGUAGAAUACUGAAUUAAAAAUAAAGCAACUAUUUUAGCAGAAAAUAAAACAUUUAUAUUAUGAA
This is a messenger RNA of Anolis carolinensis (green anole), 3517 nucleotides long. It is a transcript of the gene frzb, whose product is annotated as frizzled related protein. Gene Ontology annotation, cellular component: cytoplasm. Bases 731 to 1663 code for a protein of 310 amino acids. Lineage: Eukaryota; Metazoa; Chordata; Lepidosauria; Squamata; Anolidae. The transcript is spliced from 6 exons. The record is from RefSeq and is a predicted model, not a curated record. Gene Ontology annotation, biological process: non-canonical Wnt signaling pathway; canonical Wnt signaling pathway. Gene Ontology annotation, molecular function: Wnt-protein binding.